Molecule: messenger RNA, 318 nt
Organism: Cladocopium goreaui
Lineage: Eukaryota; Dinophyceae; Suessiales; Symbiodiniaceae
Source: the annotation of a GenBank genome assembly
AUGGACUGCAGUUGGGGUGCGGUGCAGAUGAAACUUCUUGACCGGAGGGCCAUGAAGUCUCUUGCUGACCGGCUUGAGACGCUGAUGCUUUCUUUGGAAGAUGGGAACUUGCCAGACACCUCUGUGGUGCAAUUCUACGAACUUGUUGGUUCAACGCAGCUUGCAUGUUUGUACAAAGGCCUCCAAAGCCAAACGAAGGUGAGUCAGUGUCUGCCAAAGCUCAAGCAAGCACUUGCUCAUCCAAAGCAGUGGCUUAGUCGCGCCUGCAAGGCUCGCAACCUCUUGUGUGCGUGGGACAUUGCGAUCGAUGAUCCGUGA